This is a messenger RNA of Aspergillus ruber CBS 135680, 1414 nucleotides long. Its product is annotated as Zn(II)2Cys6 transcription factor. Gene Ontology annotation, molecular function: DNA-binding transcription factor activity, RNA polymerase II-specific; zinc ion binding; transcription cis-regulatory region binding. The transcript is spliced from 4 exons. The record is from RefSeq and is a predicted model, not a curated record. Gene Ontology annotation, biological process: positive regulation of transcription by RNA polymerase II. NCBI's taxonomy places the organism in Eukaryota, Fungi, Ascomycota, Eurotiomycetes, Eurotiales, Aspergillaceae. Gene Ontology annotation, cellular component: nucleus. Bases 31 to 1356 code for a protein of 441 amino acids.
CGAUUAAUAAGAUUUGGUGUCUAUCUUGAAAUGACCCGACGAAAACGGCCAUAUGUGCCAAAGACUAAAGGCUGUUAUCAAUGCUCACAGCGGCGAAUCCACUGUGACAGGACGCAGCCGUCGUGUGGGAAAUGUGUAUCUAAAGGCAUUCUGUGUAGUGGAUUUGGGGUAAGGUAUAGAUUCUGCGAUGGGUCUGAGCGUCUGAAGGGGAGAGCGCCAAUGGAGUAUCCUGAGGCUUCAGAUGCUCUCGAUUCUUCUGGUUCGUUGAUGUCCAGCGCGGCCUAUAUUGAUAGAGGCGCAUCGAUAGAAUUAUCUAGGAGUGAAACGGAUUAUGGCGCUGCUCACGGCCAGCCAAGACCUGAUAGUUUGCAACCUGCGCUCGCCUGGGGGAACUCGGAAGGAUCGGAACGAUUCCUUGUGAAAUAUUUCUCGGACAACAUUGCCCCCGAAAUGGUCGUAAUUGACGACAACCACAAUGGAUGGCGCCAUCUGGUUCUCCCUCUAGCCUGGGGGGACAAACUGGUCAUGAAGGCCGUGCUGACCGUUUCCUCUUUCCACCUUUCCCGCAAAUCCGGUGGCCGAGUCCAAGUUCAGAAUCAACGUCUUGCCAGACCAAGCACUCUCUACUUCGAGGCAAUCCGUGAGCUUCAAAACCGGAAGGGUCUAGAUCAAUAUGACCACCAAACGAAACGACUAGUCAUCCUGUCCAUCAUUGUCCUGCUUGUUGCAGUUAUGGUCACUGGGUGUUCGGACUUUCCGAUUCUUUUCCAUCUUCUCCAGUCCGCUCUCGAUAUUGUUGGUGGUGAAGAUGGGCUUGGGCCAGAUGAGUUGUCUGAGUUUGCGCUGCGGCAAAUUCACAAGAUGCGAGUUUAUGCUGCACCUUUUAUCAGCCAACAAACUGGCGUAUCCACGAUCCUCUCUCAAGCCCCGCAUAGCUUCGACUGCCUCUACUAUAGCUCGCGCUUUCACCCAGAAAAACAGUACAUGAUAGAUCUAAUAGCCAGUUUAAGGCAGCAAGCCUACGAUAUAUAUCUACAGCGUGUUCUUCUUAGCAAACCCCCGGGUAACGAACUAUCAUCGGCAGAUGUGGUCACAAGAUUUCGAGCCAGCCUUGAACCUUUCCCCGAGGGAUUUCCCGGUGACCACUCCUUGAUCUGGCCGUCCUUUAUCGCAGCGUCUGAGAGCUGUUCGCCAGAGGACCAGCAGUUUUUCGAGCAGUUCUUGUUGAAGCAAUAUAAUCGUAAUGGGUUUGGGAAUAUAUUGAAGGGGUUGGAGCUUUUGAAAAGGAUUUGGGCAAGGGAUGUGGAUGUUAAUUGGCCGGCGCUCCUUCCUGGGCCACGAGUUUUUAUCAUGUAAUUCGAUAAUACCUGCUAGUUGGUUAUGUUAGUAAAUUAAACUCUGGAAGGUUCCCUGG